Messenger RNA from Chrysoperla carnea, 1948 nucleotides. RefSeq names its product carboxypeptidase N subunit 2-like. NCBI's taxonomy places the organism in Eukaryota, Metazoa, Arthropoda, Insecta, Neuroptera, Chrysopidae. The record is from RefSeq and is a predicted model, not a curated record. The coding region runs from base 174 to 1559 and encodes 461 amino acids. The transcript has 7 exons. Gene Ontology annotation, molecular function: protein binding.
AAUAUGUUAAUUUAUGUUCAAUAAAUGCUUGUGAUGCAUUACAAAUAUGCACAGAGGAUAUUGAUGAUAUUAAAAAUAAAAUUGCUGCCGAAACCGAUUUAGAAACGCUCGCUAUACGAUUACGAAAUAUUGAUAGGCGUUUACGUGCUGUUGAACAACCAUUAUGGACAAUAAUGCGAACAUCCUCCAGAAGUUUCGAAGGUUGUUCACACGGACCAUGUAAAUGUCGACCAGAAACAUUGAGUUUAACUUGUUGGAAAUCUGGAAUUAAUAAGAUACCAGCAUCACAAGUGAUACCAAAUAAUAUUAAAUCAAUUGAUUUAGGUGUUAAUCACUUAAGUACGUUACACAAAGAUACUUUUCAAAUAUUACCGCAUUUACAAGAAAUUGAUUUGUUCGAUAACCAAAUUGAUUUUUUGCCACCAACAAUUUUCGAUAACCUAGAAAGCCUAACCAGUCUACGUUUACAUCGCAAUAAUCUCGAAGAGCUAGAUGAAGAUAUAUUUUUAAAACUUAUAAGCUUACAAACACUAGAUAUUUCAUACAACGAUUUAAAAUACUUAGAAUCACGAUUAUUUCGAGGAAAUUCACAUAUGAAAUUCUUACAAUUAUCUGGUAAUCACUUGCGUGAUUUACCCGACGAUAUUUUUUGGCAAUUACAUAGUUUAGAAGAACUUGAUUUAAGUGAUAAUAAAUUAAACUUUUUACCACAUAAUUUAUUUGAUCAUUUGACUGGCUUGAAAAAAUUGAAGCUGAGUGAAAACAGUUUAGAAAUUUUACCUCAAGGAAUUUUUAGAAAUCUACACAAAUUAAAUAUAUUAAAAUUACGGCGUAAUUUAUUGUACGAUAUUCCAGCUCAUUUAUUCUCGAACUUAACACAGUUAAAAGUAUUAGAGCUAACAGCAAAUAAAUUAAUGACAUUAUCACCAACAAAUUUUACAAAUUUAUUAAAUUUAAAAGAAUUACACUUAGGAUUAAAUUUAAUAACACAUAUACCAGCGGGUACAUUCAAAUCAUUACUUAAUUUAGAUAAAUUAUAUUUAUUUGCGAAUAAUCUAGAACAAUUAGAUGCUGGUGUAUUUGAAGGAUUAACAAAAUUAACAUUCUUACUUUUAAAUAACAAUUUAUUGAAACAAAUUAAUGAAUAUGUGUUUGUAGAUACGCCAAAUAUUGAAAAAUUACAUUUGGACAGUAAUAAGUUUCAAUAUUUACCAGCAAAAUGUUUUGAUUGUCUAGAAAAAUUAAUUUCAAUUAAACUAGCGAAAAAUCCAUGGCAUUGUGAUUGUGCAGUUUCUUACUUAGCAGCGUGGAUACAAAAUAACAAACCAAAAAUUUGGGAUACAGCACCAACAUGCCGCGGUCCUGGUGAUUUAGGUGGCAAAACACUGGAAAUUAUGACCUUUGAUGAUCUAUGUGAUGGACAAUGGGCUAGUAUGGUUCGACUGUCACCACGUAUUCCAAUACAAAGUUUAUACCCUCCAAGUGUAAAUAAAACUUUGAACGGGUCAAAUAUUUUUAGCAGUAUGGAACAAACUAAAGACAAAGUAGAAACAAUAUAAGAUAAUUUAUAUUUUUUGUGUUAAUUACUAUUAUUAGGUAUACUUUGUAUCACAAAAAACGCACGGAUUUACAUAAAGUAUUUACGUAAAUCCCUGCGUUUUUUGUGACACAGAGGUACAUUUGUUAUUAUGUUGUCAAGUUUAUUUAAAAAUGAUUUAUAUAAAUAUUUCAAGUUAUAAUAAAUUUCCUUUUGCUUUCGACACUUUCGCAAAAUAGAACGAAGUAGAGUGCCUUGCCUGACUUCAAUAAAACCUCAGUUUUUUGUGCUCGAAUCAAAGAAAACACGAGGCAUCCACACGAUUUCAAGUAUCAUCUCCUUCAGCUAUUUGCUAUAGAAACGCGUGUCAUUUCCGUUGAAUUUAAACGACUUUACUAAAGUUGAAAAUUG